AUGCCAACGAGCACCCUGCGCUUCUCGCCACGGUUCCUAGCAUCCUCCUACGCCUCACUUCGUGCUGUUCGACGUCCUCCCACAAGCCCCCUCGACCCCGUAAGAAUGUCAGGAACUGUGGCUGGCGUUAAUCCAAAGGCAGAGAGGAUACGGAAUCCGGCAAUCUUUAUCUGCGAUAUCCAGGAGAAAUUCCGUCCGGUUAUCUUCGAGUACCCAAAGUUAAUCACGACAACCAUCAAACUCCUCAAGGCUUCCAAACUCCUCAACGUCCCAGUCUAUAUCACCACCCAAAACCGCGCACGCCUCGGGAACACCGUCUCCGAAUUAUCUCCCUACCUCGACCCAUCCACGAAUCCCAACGUCCGCGCUGAUCUCGACAAGACCCUUUUUUCCAUGGUAACACCUGAACUGAAAGCCUCCCUUCCGCCGCAACGACUGGACAUCAUCAUUGUCGGCAUCGAGUCGCACGUCUGCGUCACGCAGACAACGCUGGACCUGCUGGCGCUGGGCCAUAGGGUGUACGUUGUUGCUGAUGCGGUGAGCAGUAUUAAUCCAGAGGAAAGAGGGAUUGCGCUGGCGCGGCUGGCAGAUGCGGGUGCCGUAGUAAGCACCAGUGAGAGUGUGUUGUUUGAGAUCAUGGGGGAUUCGAAUCAUAGUGUUUUCAAGCAGAUCAGUGGGUUGGUGAAGGAGACUGGGGAGGAUACGAAAAAGGCGUUGGGGGUGUUUUGUGGGAGUAAGAUUUGA
This is a messenger RNA of Paracoccidioides brasiliensis Pb18, 744 nucleotides long. RefSeq lists its product as uncharacterized. Bases 1 to 744 code for a protein of 247 amino acids. The transcript is spliced from 4 exons. The record is from RefSeq and is a predicted model, not a curated record.